AUGCUGGGAGAGGUGAAAAACGGCCACAUAUCUAUCAGAGACCAUCAUCAAAGCAAAACAUUCACGGUGACCAUGGAGAGACUCAGGAGAGAGGAUGAAGACAUUUACUGGUGUGGGAUUCAGAGAUCUUGGACCGUGGACCUUGGAGUCCAGGUUAAAGUGUCUAUUGGCCCAGAACACAAGGAUGAGAAGAUCAAGGCGCUGAAGUCCAUUUCAUUGAACAGCCGUGGAGCUCAGUCUUUGAAUGCGUUGGAAAAUGUAUGGGACCAUGGAACCAUCGAGAACAUUGCAAAAAGAGCAACCCAAUUACUUCAGGAAGUGGUAUUGAUCAUACAAAAGGAGAUUUUUGAGUCUCCAGGAAAGUAUGAAGAUCCUGAGCGUGGUAUAGGUAAGAAACUUAAAUGGCCCCCAUGA
Messenger RNA from Echinops telfairi (small Madagascar hedgehog), 414 nucleotides. RefSeq names its product CMRF35-like molecule 5. Gene Ontology annotation, cellular component: plasma membrane. Gene Ontology annotation, molecular function: transmembrane signaling receptor activity. The transcript has 4 exons. The coding region runs from base 1 to 414 and encodes 137 amino acids. The record is from RefSeq and is a predicted model, not a curated record. Lineage: Eukaryota; Metazoa; Chordata; Mammalia; Afrosoricida; Tenrecidae.